CCGGACUAUGACUGACGAAUUCGAAGCAAGCAUUGCGCGAGUGCUGUCCUUCUCAAUUUCUGAAUAUUCCUUUUCUCAACAAAACACUGUCAGGCCGAACUCUGCAGUUCAGCAUACACGGUUCAAACGUGUCGGUACGGCUACCGAUGGCAUCUACCCUCGCUCGAUGCACAAUGCUUGAUGUUGCUCAUACGACCUCGCCGACGGCUGACAUGCUCAGGACGGACUCUAUGCGACAUACGCAACUGGCUGUCUACCCUGCGACGCGCGGCUUACGCUGAGCCCAUCCUCGGUUAUCUACAACCGAGAGAAUUACUACACGUCACCUGUGCCGAAGACAGAAUUGCCUGGAACAGCGAGGGACUUCAAUUGCGUAUAUAUACCGACCCGGUGUUCUUCAAGAGUCUCACAGACCCCUUACGACCUACAAGCAAUCAUGCCUUCGCUCUCGGCCGUACAGCAGUACAACAACUCCGUCUCUUCCUCCGCGAAAACCCCUGUUGGCGUCUUCGUCGGCGGCACCUCUGGCAUUGGCCGGGGUAUGGCCCGCGCCUUCGCCCGCCACCACAAGGGCAACGCGCGCCUCAUCAUCAUCGGGCGCAACAAGGCCGCAGCGGACGCGCUCAUCGCCUCCCUCCCCGCCCCCGCCAACCAGCUUUCCGAGUUCAUCCCCUGCGAGGCGAGCCUUAUGCGCAAUAUCGACGCCACAUGCGAGCAGCUCGCCAAGCGCGACGUUGACAAGAUCAACUACCUCGUCCUGACGGUCGGCGAGUUCAACACGGUCACGGGCGAGAAGACGGAGGAGGGCGUUAGCAAGCUCUUCGCGCCGAUGUUCUUCGGGCGCUUCCGGUGGAUAGAGAACCUGGGUCCCGCACUGGAUAGGGCGGCGGAGGCCGGAGAGGAGGCAAAGGUCAUGUCGGUCGCGCGGGCGGGCAAGGGGGGCCCCGUCGACUGGGAUGAUUUGGACUUCACAAAGAACGUGAUUCGGCGACUCCCAUCGGAGGUCCCCACAAUGCAGGACUUGAUGUUGCAGGGCUUCGCGAAGAGACAUCCUAAAGUGGCAUUCUCGCAUUCAUACCCAGGCGCAGUGUUCACACCACUCUUCACUCGGUCAAAAUCCUGGGUCGUCAGGCUCCUCGGGUACCUUCUGACGCCUCUCUUCUGGCUCAUCUCCAUCUCCGAGGACCAGAGCGGCGAGUACAUGAUGUACGGCGUCUACCGCAGCCCACUGGGAUUCAGCAGCGUGGGCGAACGGGGCGAUGUCGUUCAAGGUUACGAGGGCACCGACGAGGAGGUCGAGAAGUUGUGGAACUAUGCAUAUUCGAGGCCAAAUGUGCCGUACAAGAAUUGAGAUGUAAUGUACAAUGCGAGUCCGUAUCAUGGUGACCAUUACCUAUAUCCAGAUAAAUCCGGUAUAAGUAGAGUAUGUGCCAUUGACGAGGUCAUGGAGAAUAGGCCGGCCCUUCAAAAGACCCUCCUCCG
Schizophyllum commune H4-8 is the source of this 1482-nucleotide messenger RNA. RefSeq lists its product as uncharacterized. The record is from RefSeq and is a predicted model, not a curated record. The transcript has 2 exons. The coding region runs from base 437 to 1351 and encodes 304 amino acids. Gene Ontology annotation, biological process: secondary metabolic process. Lineage: Eukaryota; Fungi; Basidiomycota; Agaricomycetes; Agaricales; Schizophyllaceae.